Enterobius vermicularis (human pinworm) is the source of this 228-nucleotide messenger RNA. NCBI's taxonomy places the organism in Eukaryota, Metazoa, Nematoda, Chromadorea, Rhabditida, Oxyuridae. The record is from the annotation of a GenBank genome assembly.
AUGAUGCUUGGUGUGGUUAUUGCCAGCCGAUUUUCAAUUGGUCACUUAGAGAGCCGCUAUAGUUUUGCGAUGGGGGGCAGUGCUGAUGUUGCUGGCACAGCGGCAAUUGUUGUCCUUUACUUGCGGCGAGGGAGAGAGAUGGGUCGACUAGGCAGGAGGAGGAGGGGGAGGGGGUUGUUCGCAGGUGGUCUAAGGCUGUUGGAAUUGCUCUAUCCAGAAGUGGGGUAG